Messenger RNA from Sycon ciliatum, 2651 nucleotides. RefSeq names its product cytochrome b-245 heavy chain-like. Gene Ontology annotation, molecular function: superoxide-generating NAD(P)H oxidase activity. The transcript is spliced from 20 exons. Gene Ontology annotation, cellular component: NADPH oxidase complex; plasma membrane. The record is from RefSeq and is a predicted model, not a curated record. NCBI's taxonomy places the organism in Eukaryota, Metazoa, Porifera, Calcarea, Leucosolenida, Sycettidae. Gene Ontology annotation, biological process: defense response; superoxide anion generation. The coding region runs from base 209 to 1951 and encodes 580 amino acids.
GUCUGCGAUCCGGACAUGGCGAACUCGCCAAGGGAAGAACACAGCCUCUGCAAACACCGGGGGCAUUGUCACAUUCGGCACUUUCGGAAAGGAAGCCGUCGCUGACAACCGACAGGACAGUCUUUGCCUCUCCGCUUCCUAACGCCUUGGAGUUAGACGGCCAAGGUGCUGACCUUCAACUUGGUGGACGUACACUAUCCGUACGACCAUGGUUAGCAAGUGGUUGGUGAACGAAGGGCCCAGGUGGGCUUUCACGGCCAUAUGGAUAGGCUUGAAUAUAUUUCUAUUCGCCUGGUUUUGCCACUUUUUCGAGACAGCAGAUGACUUCUGGUACUUGCGUCGAUACAUCGGGGUGGGAUUAUGCUUAGCUCGUGGUGCGGCCGUGCCCAUCAAUCUGAACUGCACCUUGAUCCUACUGCCUGUCUGCAGAAACUUGAUAUCGCUUGUGCGAGGUUCUGGAAUAGGUGUGUGGAGAUGGAUGAGGCGACUUUUGGACAAGAACUUGACAUUUCACAAAACCCUGGCGUGGGCUAUCCUCUUCUGGUCAGCCAUUCACACCGGAGCUCACUUCUGGAACUACCAUCGCGUGGUGACCGUUUGGGAGGAGAACCCUGGCAUGACCUGCAUUCCACCAAUGUCUAACCCUGUGCGAGGGCCGGGAAAUGAUCCCAUCAUCAUUAUGUGGGCAACAGUGGCUGGCUUCACUGGGUUUAUCAUUCUCGCCGUUUUCUUCCUAAUGAUCACAUCGUCAAUUGAGGUCAUCCGGCGCUCCUAUUUUGAAGUGUUCUGGUACACUCAUCACUUGUUCCUCAUCUUCUUUGCUGCCUUCCUAGCUCAUGGCUUUGGGGAAUUGAUCGUUGGGCAGAACAACACGGAUGAGCACAAUCCUGAAUUCUGCUACAGUAGGAAUCGGAGGUUCGCCAACGGAACAUGCGAGACGGUCAUCAUCGAUGGAUCCGGCGACCGCAACCAGUGCGAUUUGAACACGGCGACGUUCAGCCACGCUGGAGCUCAAUCAUGGAAGUGGGUGGUAGGACCGCUUGCCCUCUACUUCCUGGAGAGGGUUAUCCGCAUUUGGCGCUCCUGGCAUCCGGCCACCAUUUGCCGGGUGGUGCAACAUCCAUCCAAGGUGCUGGAGAUUCAAAUGCAGAAGGAAGGGUUCUAUGCCGACGUGGGUCAGUAUGUGUUCAUCCAAGCACCAGAGAUUGCACCGCUCGAGUGGCAUCCGUUCACAUUGUCCUCGUCUCCAGAAGAAGACUGUUUCAGUGUGCAUAUCCGCAUCGUUGGUGACUGGACAGAGAACUUGGCUCGCAGAUGUGGCAUGAAUGUCAGUGGCAAGGCAGAGGAUGAGCCACCACCGAUCAGCGCACCCCCUAAAUUGCUGAUCGAUGGACCCUUUGGAACGGCUAGUGAGGAUGUGUUCAAGCAUCGCGUAGCCGUGUGCAUUGGUGCCGGUAUUGGUGUGACGCCGUUUGCAUCCGUGCUCAAGUCCAUUUGGUACCAGUCACUGGAGGCUGGCUCACUCAUAUCUGUGCAGAAAGUCUACUUCUUUUGGCUCUGCUCGGAUCUGUCUGCCUUUGAGUGGUUUGCCGAUCUGAUGCGCUCCCUUGAAGACCAGAUGAAUGCUCAGCAGAGAGGCGACUUUGUCCAAUUCCGGAUCUAUCUUACUAGACCUGGCAAUACUGCUGAACAGAUCAGAGCCCUGGUUGCUUCUACCAUGGCCGAGGACGGCAGCCCCAUUGUGCAAAUGCAAGAUGCGAAUGUGCUGCAGUUCGCUCGUCCAAACUGGGUGCAGAUCUUUGAUUCGAUUGGCAGCAACCACCUUGGGGAGGAUAUUGGUGUCUUCUUCUGCGGUCCCAAGGCACUGUCUAGCCGCCUGCACACCAUCUGCAACCAGUUCACCAACACGGCCACUGGAACACGCUUCUUCUAUAACAAAGAGAACUUCUAGGCAGCCGCUGUGCUGCACGCCAAUGGUGAGUGUGAGAGGUGCAUGCGCUGCGCUUAGCUAUUAGAGGAGGAGUUGACCUGACCGUUUUUGACUGUGUUGUGAGGUGCAACUGCACCUGAAUUUUCUUUAACAUUUUCUCACAUGUGCUUGCAAUUUGACUUGUUUUCUGAGGUGUGUCAGGUGUGCUGUGUAUGCAGAACAUGGAGGCAUGCGUAACAUGUACAGCACAGCACUAUGCGUGUGUACAGUACUGCUGCUGUGUUGAACUCUCUGCCACACCGCUGGCUGCAAGUGCUGAUUCACCAGCAGCUCAUUAAUUAUUACAGCAAUUCUUCCUUGACUAUGCAUUGACUCUUUUGAAUACUAUUAGGUACUGCUGUGGGCUUGCUUGCUUGUUCUGACAACUGAUUCAGGUAUUUGACUAUGAUAUUAGCUGAAGCCGGACUAUAGGCUUGGAUGCAUAGCUGCUUUGUGCAAACCCUGAUUUCCACUUCUUCACCUCCUGUUUCUUUGCAUGUGCUCGCUUUAAUGCACAGUUAUUCAGAAGCUCAUCAUCUGCACCUAGCCAUUUCGCCAGGCAGUAGAGUAAUGUGCAUAUUAUCUCGAAGUAGCCACGUUGUAAUACUGAUUAGAUCAGUAACACUGGAAAUGCAUGUUUUAUCGAUCUGAAAUGGAUCUUACUGUAGUAGCAAGUCUGUGA